Molecule: messenger RNA, 1824 nt
Organism: Bufo bufo (common toad)
Lineage: Eukaryota; Metazoa; Chordata; Amphibia; Anura; Bufonidae
Product: oocyte zinc finger protein XlCOF6.1-like
Exons: 3
Coding region: 1-1290 (429 amino acids)
Biological process (GO): negative regulation of transcription by RNA polymerase II
Molecular function (GO): DNA-binding transcription repressor activity, RNA polymerase II-specific
Source: RefSeq, a predicted model, not a curated record
AUGAGGAACCUACUCCUGACCAAUCAAAAAUUAUCACAAGUGCUGGCCAGAAAGGGGGUAAAUGUUUUCAGCGUGGUAAAGAAUUCCCAAAAAGCUCAGGUCUUUCUACACACAGAAGGACUCGCACAGGGAGGAAGCCAUACUCUUGUUCAGAAUGUGAGAAGUCACACAGGGGAGAAACCAUAUUCAUGUUCAGAAUGUGGGAAAUGUUUUGCAGUUAAAUCAUAUCUUGUUACACAUGAGAGAAUUCACACAGGACAGAAGCCGUAUUCAUGUUCAGAAUGUGGAAAAUGUUUCACACGAAAAUCACGUCUUGUUUUACACAAGAGAAAUCACACCGGAGACAAGCCAUAUUCUUGUUCAGAAUGCGGGAAAUGUUUUACAACAAAAUCAUAUCUUGCUACACAUGAGAAAAGUCACACAGGGGAGAAACUAUUUUCAUGUCCAGAAUGUGGGAAAUGUUUUACAGAUAAAUCAAGUCUUGUUAGACAUGAGAAAAUUCACAAAGGAGAGAAGCCGUAUUCAUGUUCAGUAUGUGGCAAAUGUUUUACACAGAAAUCAUAUCUUGUUACACAUCAGAGAUUUCACACAGGAGUGAAACCGUAUUCAUGUUCAGAAUGUAGGAAAUGUUUUACCCAGAAAUCAACUUUAGUUAUACAUGAGAGAAGUCACACAGGGGAGAAACCAUAUUCAUGUUCAGAAUGUGGGAAAUGUUUUGCAGUUAAAUCACAUCUUGUUACACAUGAGAGAACUCACACAGGACAGAAGCCGUAUUCAUGUUCAGAAUGUGGAAAAUGUUUCACACGAAAAUCACAUCUUGUUAGACAUGAGAAAAGUCACAAAGGAGAGAAGCCAUAUUCAUGUUUAGAAUGCGGGAAAUGUUUUACAACAAAAUCAUAUCUUGUUACACACGAGAGAAGUCACAAAGGAGAGAAGCCAUAUUCAUGUUCAGAAUGUGGAAAAGGUUUUACAUAUAAAUCAUAUCUUGUUAAACAUGAGAGACAUCAUACAGGAGAGAAACCAUAUCCGUGUUCAGAAUGUGGGAAAUGCUUUACAGACGAAUCAGGUCUUGUUAGACAUAAGAAAAUUCACACAGGAGAUAAACCGUAUUCGUGUUCAGAAUGUGGGAAAUGUUUUGCACAGAAAUCAAAUGUUGUUACACAUGAGCGAAUUCACACAAGAGAGAGAACCUGUAAUGCUGAAUUGCUAUCCGACAGCACACGUGUGCAAGCAUUAGUACGGAUCCGGCAGGCUGUUCUCCUGCCAGAACAGACUGUCGGACAAAUCUAACACUAAUGUUAAAGUAGCCUUACAAAGUUGGGGCUAUAUGGCAACAUGAGUCGCUCCAUAGGAAGUCUCAGAAUAGUCAAUUAUCCUUGCUCUAUCAAACAAUGUAAUGCGCAGAAGAAAAGAGCCUUGUUUACCUCCAGAGCAGUGAAGAUGAACUGUCUCCAUGAACCUUGCUUCUUAUCACAGUAUUCACACCUCCACCCACACUGCGGGAGAAUCCAGAGUAACAUUGGGAGAAGUAAUGACGUUCCAUAUAAUUGUUUUAUAACGUAUGUGGACAUAUUAAUAUUUCAUCUUCAUACAGUAUUUAAAGGUGUUUUCCAGCUUUUGGUUCAAUUAGUGAACAGUGCUAAUCUGUGAGGGGCAGCUCUUUUACAUAGGACCUACCAUCCCUUGAAUCCCCGAUGCUGCAGCAACAGUGCAGUGCAGAUUGGCAGCAUUGGGUAAGGGAGGGUAAGUCCUACGUAAAAGAGCUUCCCUCCACAGGUUAGCACCAUUCACUACUUAGACCAAAUGCCCAAAGGUAAAAUAAAC